Prunus armeniaca (apricot) is the source of this 1359-nucleotide messenger RNA. The record is from the annotation of a GenBank genome assembly. Lineage: Eukaryota; Viridiplantae; Streptophyta; Magnoliopsida; Rosales; Rosaceae.
AUGAAUUCUGGUUUUUCUAGCACCGGUGACCAUUUGAGGGCUAACUGGACUCCACCUCAAGACAGCUUCUUCAUUGACCUUUUGCUAGAACAAGUGAGCAAAGGGAACAAAACUGGUCAUGGAUUUAGGAAACAAGCAUGGGCAGAUAUGAUUGUACUCUUUAAUACCAAAUUUGGAUUUAAGUAUGAUACAGAUAUUCUGAAAAAUCGAUACAAAAGAUUGAGGAAGCAGUACAGUGAGAUGAAGAGCCUUGUCGAUCAGGGUCAUUUUAGAUGGGAUGAAUCACAACAGAUGAUAACAGCUGAUGAUAGUGUAUGGAAUGACUAUAUCAAGGCCCACCCUGAAAUGCAACUAUACAGAACAAAAGUCGUUUCAUAUUAUAACGAGUUGUGCAUAAUAUGUGGGCAUGCAUUUGCUGAUGGAAGAUACAGUCUUUCAUGUUAUGAUGUAGACUUUGAAAACGAAGCAAUAGGAAUUGAUUGUCAAGAUCCCAUUAAUGAUGAUCCUAAAAUUGAGUGGUCACAGACUAUGGACCAAUUUUUUGUUGAACUUAUGUUGGAUGAGGUGUGUAAAGGGAAUAAGGUCGGUCGCUCUUUCAAGAAGAAAUCAUGGGUGUCCAUGAUCACGUCUUUUAAUGAGAAAUUCAGGUUUCAGCAUGGUAGGGCUGUCUUGAAAAACCGUUACAGUAUAUUUAGGAGGCAUUACAGUAGCAUUAAGAUUCUGCUUGAUCAAAGGGGGUUUAAGUGGGAUGAAACAGAACAAAAGGUGGUAGCUGAUGAUCGGGUCUGGAAUAAAUAUAUCAAGGCACAUCCCAGAUUUCGUAUGUAUAGAAAUAAAGCUAUGCCAUAUUAUUCUGAUAUGUGCAUCAUAUGUGGAAAUGAAGCUAGAAUUUUGAAAAAAGCUACUUCAAGUUGCAAUCUAGCUCUUGAUAAGGGAACCCUUGCUAGGAAAACUGAUGGAGAAGCUAUGCCUAUUGUUGACAAACAUUAUGCUCACGGAAAACCAUUAGGUUCAGGUAGUGUCAAGAAUUUAUCAGAUCAAAAGAAAAGGCAUUAUCUUCAAAUACCAGAAACCUUACAACAGUCUAAAAAAGCACGAAGAACGGAUAGAGUUGUGGCCGUUAAAGCUCUAGAAGAUAUGGCAGUCGUAGUGUCUUCAUUGAAGAAGAAACUAAAGAAAGAGGAAUCUGUAUCCAUAGAGAAGGUUAUUGGUGUCUUGAAGUCUAUACCAGACAUUGACGAUGAUCUAUUACUAGAUGCCUGUGACUUUUUAGAGGAUGAAGGGAGAGCCAGAAUGUUUUUAGCACUGGAUGCAGCUCUCCGAAAGAAGUGGUUGAUUAGAAAGCUUCGUCCACAGUAA